AUUUCAUAUUGACUACAAGCUCACAUAACUCUGAAAAUGAUUUUACAAAUCCUUGCUGUAAGCUGUUUAGCUGUCUUCGUUCAUGCACAAAUUGAUGUUCAGUCAUGUACCAGUUACACCGCAGCUGCAGAUAAAUGCAAUGCUGAUUACUCAAUUACUGGAGGCAUGUCUUUAACUUGGGGAAGUGUUUUAGGAUUCUAUAGCUUACCAGGAAAUGUUUAUUGCAAUGCUACAAACAAGGAGAAUUUCAUGAAGCUUGCUAAAUGUAUACAGGAAGCUUACAUUGCUUGCGCCAAAAAUGACUUUCAUAAGUUUGUUGCGUCGGCUGAUGGAAUAAAAGACGGCGUAGAAUAUUACUGUAAUAACUAUGCAGAUUUUGAUGUCAGCUGUAUAAGUGAGCUUGGUUCAUGUGCAAGCGAUAAAGCUCCGGCCAAUCGAACUAUCCCAACCAUGACUGAUGGAUUUGAUAAGAACAAGGAAUAUUAUUGUGGAUUUGGCAUACUGGUAAACGGUCAGUUUGUUAAGCUUGAUACCAGUUCAUGUAAAAACUUUAAUGAUACGAUCAAUAACUGUGUCACAAAUUAUUCCGUAAUCGGUAUACCACGACAAGAUGCUAGAACUGUACAACAAUUUUUUAGUUCCAUUGAACCAUCUGUUUACUGCAGCUCAGAGAACAAUGCGAAUUUUAAGAGUCUUUUAAGUUGUAUAGUAACAGCUUAUAGAACAUGUGCAGGUGGUAAAUUUCAAACUCUGCUUGCUACUGGUGAAUCUUAUAAACAGGCUAUUGAUGAGGUCUGUCGUAGAAAAGAUGGUUUUAAUGUAACGUGUACGUAUAAUUCCAAUUCCUGUGCUCGUACUAAUAUUGAACGGAAAGGUUUGACUCAACCAGAGACUUAUACUCCAUUCUCAGAUCAAAAGACUGUUUACUGCGGAUUCCGAUUGGAUAUUUUGAUUUUUGUUUUAAUGGUGAGUAAUUUUUCGUUAAACUUUUUAAAAAUGGCAGCUUAUUCCAAUGAAUUAAAAGCUAGAUAA
Lottia gigantea (owl limpet) is the source of this 1032-nucleotide messenger RNA. RefSeq lists its product as hypothetical. The coding region runs from base 37 to 1032 and encodes 331 amino acids. The transcript is spliced from 9 exons. Lineage: Eukaryota; Metazoa; Mollusca; Gastropoda; Lottiidae. The record is from RefSeq and is a predicted model, not a curated record.